AUGCAAUUCCACUUUCUCAACAUCCUUGCCGUCGCAUUGCCUCUUAUGGGCUCUGCAUCUGCCUGGGCGAACCUCAUAUCAAAGUGCGGAGUGAGGCCACCGGAUGGAGCCGGGAACUGUGAUCCUGUCGACGCGGCCAAGUGCACAUCAAAUCCAAUUAUCGCUGGAACUCCAAUACAAAUUCAUCUCAGCAUGGGCAAGACCUGA
Exserohilum turcica Et28A is the source of this 207-nucleotide messenger RNA. RefSeq lists its product as uncharacterized. The record is from RefSeq and is a predicted model, not a curated record. The transcript has 3 exons. Bases 1 to 207 code for a protein of 68 amino acids. Lineage: Eukaryota; Fungi; Ascomycota; Dothideomycetes; Pleosporales; Pleosporaceae.